Gordionus sp. m RMFG-2023 is the source of this 693-nucleotide messenger RNA. RefSeq lists its product as uncharacterized. Bases 1 to 693 code for a protein of 230 amino acids. The transcript has a single exon. Gene Ontology annotation, biological process: regulation of transcription by RNA polymerase II. Gene Ontology annotation, molecular function: protein dimerization activity. The record is from RefSeq and is a predicted model, not a curated record. NCBI's taxonomy places the organism in Eukaryota, Metazoa, Nematomorpha, Gordioida, Chordodea, Parachordodidae. Gene Ontology annotation, cellular component: nucleus.
AUGAUACAGAGUUUCUUAAAAUCAUAUUCCGAAAUUCAGGUGUACUUGCUUAGCAAGCAAGAAUUAAAUCGACUAGCCACUGUUGAUAUUACCAUCUUACGGCAGUUAGAAUUUUUUUUAUCAAUAUUUAAAGAAUGCUCGGAAAAUCUGAGUGCCGAUUCUCAUCCCACAUUAAAUGAAGUUUAUCAGUGGAGACAAAAAUUAUUACAGUUUUGUCAACCCUCUGAAGGGGAUACAACAAUAAUAGAAGCCUUAAAAAUCAGGACUGGAUGUCUUUUAAAAGAAAGAUUCAUCAUGCAGCCCCUACAUAAAGUAGGCUUUAUUUUGGAUCCCAAUUUCAAAAGCCUUAAGUUUUUAUCAGAAGAAGAAAAAAACGAUAUAUAUAAAACUACCAUAAAAAUGCUAAAUGUCAUAAAAUAUGAUAUGAAUAAGUCAAUGCCAAAUCUAGAUGAUACUGAUAUACCCUCACCAUCUAUCGAAGAAAACGGCGAGGAUGAACUUAAAAGAUUCAUCGCUCAGAAGACAAAUAUUAAUGAUAGUAUUUUGAAGUUUUGGAAUCAUGAAAAUUCGUUUCCUUUUUUAAAAAAAUUGGCGAGUAAAAUUUUAUCCGCCCCUGCAAGUUCGGCAUCUAGUGAAAGAUUGUUUUCUGUAGCCAAUCACUUGUUGGAGGAAAGGCGUACUCAAUUAAAAUAA